ACACGCCGCAGCUGAGCCCGCCCGCCGCACCACGCACCCUAGCAGUCAGUGGGUGAGCCAGGAGCCGAGGAGGUCACCGUGGGGAGGCGGGGCGGGGGCAGCAUGGCAGCCUCCUUACGGCUCCGUGGAGCCGCCUCUGGCCUCCUGUACUGGAGCCGCCGGCAGCGGCCGGCAGCGGCCAGCCUUGUAGCGGUGUGUUCUAGGUCAAUGGCUUCUAAGACUCCAGUUGGAUUCAUUGGUGUAGGCAACAUGGGGAAUCCAAUGGCAAAAAAUCUCAUGAAACAUGGCUAUCCACUCAUUAUUUAUGAUGUGUUCCCUGAUGCAUGCAAAGAGUUUCUAGAUGCGGGUGAACAGGUAGUGUCUUCCCCAGCAGAUGUGGCUGAAAAAGCUGACAGAAUUAUUACAAUGUUACCCACCAGUAUCAAUGCAAUAGAAGCUUAUUCUGGAGCAAAUGGAAUUCUAAAAAAAGUGAAGAAAGGCUCACUGUUAAUAGAUUCCAGUACUAUUGAUCCUAUGAUUUCAAAAGAGUUGGCCAAAGAAGUUGAGAAAAUGGGAGCAGUUUUCAUGGAUGCCCCUGUUUCUGGCGGUGUGGGAGCUGCUCGGUCUGGGAACCUCACGUUUAUGGUGGGAGGAGUUGAAGAGGAAUUUGCUGCUGCCCAAGAGCUGCUGGGAUGCAUGGGCUCCAAUGUGGUGUAUUGUGGAGCUGUUGGGACCGGGCAGGCUGCAAAGAUAUGCAACAACUUGCUGUUAGCUAUAAGUAUGAUUGGAACUGCUGAAGCUAUGAAUCUGGGAAUCAGGUUAGGGCUUGACCCAAAACUCUUGGCUAAAAUCCUGAAUAUGAGUUCAGGGCGGUGUUGGUCAAGUGACACUUACAAUCCUGUACCUGGGGUGAUGGAUGGAGUUCCCUCGGCUAAUAACUAUCAGGGCGGAUUCGGAACAACGCUCAUGGCUAAGGAUCUGGGCCUAGCGCAAGACUCUGCCACCAGCACGAAGAGCCCAAUCCUUCUGGGCAGUCAAGCCCAUCAGAUCUACAGGCUGAUGUGUGCGAAGGGCUACGCAAACAAAGACUUCUCAUCUGUGUUCCAGUUUCUACGAGAGGAGGAGACGUUCUGAGUUUGCCCUUCGGCUGUGGACACUGGGAAACCAAACUCUAUCUUGGAGCCGCUUAUAGCUCACUCCACAAGUAAAUGGGUUUAAUCAAAGGUCACCUGUCUCCUUUUGAUUGUCUAGGUCACAGUAAACCCUGGGAUUUUUCACCCAUUUUUAACUGCUGCUGCUUUUUACCUAUGUAGCAAACACAUAUUCUCUGAAAUUUUGUUCUUCCGCAAGCCACUGAUGGUCUCUGCUAACUAACUUUUGCAGAAGUUUGAUUCCUGAGCUCCUUCUGCGACAUCUUUGCCUACUUCAAUCAGGAUAUUAUUUUCUCCACUUGACAAAUAAAAGCAAAAUUUUUUUCCCCAACAAGAUAUAGGACCUAUUCUCGAGGGAAGAAGAGAAAUCGGUGGGAGGAAAGGCAGUAGAGAAAGGGCAAGUACAGUGAAAACCUGCCUGUGUCCCUCAGAAGGUUUGUCCUGGAAACCGGGUGCUGGUGAUCUGGCCUUGCCGGCGUUACUGGUCAGUAUUUCCCAGGAGUCGUUAAGGCGGGAGAACUUGCUGGGUGUCAUGUAAUCUGGACUCUUGUUACGUUGUCUUGGUGCGUCCCUCUUAUACCAACUCCCAAUCCUCAGCAAACUUGUUUUUUAUAUUUUUGCUUCCUUGUAUAUUCUUACUACCUAUUUUUUGACUUCAAAAGAAUGACAUCUUUAGAACUAUCUCAGAGCCAAUAAUGGUAUGUGCGUUAGAUAGUUAUUACAGUAUCCUAAAUAUAAGCAUAUUAUUUUGAAUUGAAAUAAAUUUCUAUGCUGAUAAUA
This is a messenger RNA of Phacochoerus africanus (Common warthog), 1910 nucleotides long. It is a transcript of the gene HIBADH, whose product is annotated as 3-hydroxyisobutyrate dehydrogenase. Gene Ontology annotation, cellular component: mitochondrion. Gene Ontology annotation, molecular function: NADP binding; NAD binding; 3-hydroxyisobutyrate dehydrogenase activity. The transcript is spliced from 8 exons. Bases 103 to 1113 code for a protein of 336 amino acids. Gene Ontology annotation, biological process: L-valine catabolic process. NCBI's taxonomy places the organism in Eukaryota, Metazoa, Chordata, Mammalia, Artiodactyla, Suidae. The record is from RefSeq and is a predicted model, not a curated record.